CAAAACGACAAUAGUGAUAAGGGGGAUAAAAAGAAGAAACGCUGUGUCCCAUUUUUGCCUGUGACUCAUGUUAUUUAUCGCUCGAACACACACUUUAUUCACUGCUCAGAGAAAUUGUCGGUUAGUUCUCUGUCAGGCGCAGGUGGCAAGGCGGGCACGGUUCGGAUGUGGAUGCAACUCGGAUCUGAUUAUUAAGAGCAAGCAGUCCUAGGGGUGGAGCUUUAAGCAUCACCGUGAAGACAACGCUGAUCUCAGGAACUGGGAAUAGGAUUUUUCGAGCCGGGCGGUCGACUGGAAGUGCAAGAAUAGGAGGAGGGUGGAAAAACCUGGGCAGUGUGUAUAUUGAGACAAGGGUACCGCUAAUGCAAGGCGCAUGUCUACUGGAUAUGGUGGCUUUUCAUUCACGUUAAAAAGGAACAAAAUGAUUAUUCUUCCCGGAUCUUUUGAUAUAUAGCUAAGCAAAACUACAGCUUUAUUGAAGCUAUAAUUUGCACGAGGUACAUUUUCUAUUCGGUUUUGCUAAUUAUUGUCGCCCUUAAUUUACCGUGGGUUUUGGUGAAUCAUGCUACCGUGUCCCUCUCCGCCGACGGUGGUGAAGGAAGAAAACGAAGAUGAAGGUGAAGCCCAGAAAGUAAAAACAGAGUGUAAGAGGCUGACAGAGGAGAGAGAUGAGGCUGAAAGACAACUGAAACACAUCAAGCGUGUGUCCCAAAUGGUGAUCGAAGAGGUGAGCGUUCUGCAGACUCAGCUGGAGAUAGAGAAGUCCUGCAGAGAGAAUGCGGAAGCUCUGGCCACCAAGCUGAACUGUGAGAACAGGAAGCUGAAGUACCUGAGCCUGUCAUCUCGGCCCUGCCUGGACGAGCUGCUGCCGAGCCUCUCUGACUGCAUCGCCCUGGAGGAGGAGGCGGAGCCUCAGGACCACAGCCCAGACCCCUACACCCAGUACCAGCAGCAGGUCAAAGACCUGCAGGAGACGGUGAACUCGCUGCUGGAGGAGAAGAAGCACUUUGCCUGUCAGCUGCAGGACCAGCGGAGGCAGAUAGAGGAACUGACUGCACGCAGUGAAAAGGAUCAGGCUGAGAUGAAGGAGCUUUACAAAACCAUCGAACAGCAGAGCAAGACCAUCAAGAGAUUCAACAGAGUGUCCAUGAUGGCUGCUCACGAGUACGAGGGGCUGAAGGAACAGCUAGACCUGGAGCAGAACCUGAGGCAGAAAGCAGAGACCUAUGCGCACGAGAUGUUGGUGAAGCAGAAGGAGGCCAACCGGCAGAGCAUGAUCCUGCUGCAGAACGCAGACCCAAGCCUACAGCUGCUCAAGGCCCUGGAGGACGUGGCCAACAUCACCAAAACCCUGGAGCAGGAACGGCUGCAGCACCAGCAGAAGGUGAAGGGCCUGGAGGCAGAACUGGAUGAGUGCGCCCUCCGCAGGCAGCUGCUGGAAGUGCAGAAGCAGCUGGAACUGUUGGAGGAGGAGAAGCGUGAGGUGGAGGGGCGGCUGCAAGAGGCAGAGAGAAGUAACAGUAGCCUGGAGCAGCGAGUGCAAGAGCUGCUGACGGCACAGAAGAACACAGAUUCAGCACCAGGGCCAGCUCCUGGGACCGCCCCUCCCCCUGCUCCCCCACCCCAGCCCCCACCACCUCCCCCUCCCCCUCCACCUCCUCCCCCACCUCCUCCUCCCUCACGCUGCAACCCCCUCAGUUCCCUCAUUGCAAUAAUGAGAAAAUCCUCCAAAGGCAAUAAGGGACCCAUGAAGUCAGAGCAGGUCCCAGAGAGUGCAGGCAUGGAUGAUGUGAAAGUGAAGGCUGUUAAUGAGAUGAUGGAAAGGAUUAAACAUGGAGUUGUCCUGAGGCCUGUCAAGGGGCAAGACACCAAGAGAUUCGGCAUCAAGGAAAGAGAUGGCAUGAAUCACAUUCAUUCCCCAUGUAUUUCGGGUGAUAUUUGGAUGAAAAAGAACGUUCUCUCUUCACACCAGCACCCCCCGGUGGCUGAAGAGAGACAGCAAGAGAGUGCAAUGGAGGAACUGAAGGGCAUUCUGGAGACAGUCAAGAAGAGUCCCAGCCGGGGCUUUCCUGAGGCAUUGCCGGGAAAGAAGGACAGUGAACUGGAAGUGAUUCUGAGGAGGAGACGCAAACAGGCCUGUGACCCAGGUUCAGGAGAUGAGAGGGACGGUCAGAUCAGUAAGUUCUCUUCCUCGGAGAGUCUGAAUGCCCGGAACAGCUCCGACUCGGGCAAGGAGCCAGGAGGGUGCAGACGCAGCUCUGACUCGGGCAGAGAAGCUGACGGCUCCAGGCGCAUCUCUGACGCUGGCAAGGAGCCAUCCGGGCUCAGGCGCAGUUCGGACUCUGGCAGAGAGCCCGUUGUGAUGAGGCGCAGUUCCGACUCUGGCAGGGAGCCCAGGGGGUCCUGGCAGGGGGGCAGCGCCCGCAGCUCUUUGUCCGAGAAAGGGGCCUGUGAGGUGGUAACAAAUGGCUGCUGUGACGGUGAGGAGGAUGAGAAGCAGAAAUUGGAGAAAUGUGCGCAAUCCAAUGGAAUCAGUCACGCCGUCCUACAGCAGGACAAGCAUGCCACCUUAACACCAGGAUCGCCAGCAGGCCCCAACCCCCUGAAUGGGAGCGCUGACGCAGAGUGUUAACAGCAUUCCCAGUGGCAGUCACAAGGCGGCAGCAGAGACAAGCAGUGCAGGACAGGGCAAGGAGAGCUGCACAAUUUGCACAGAAUCUCGAUUUGUUUUUUAACUUUAGACACCUGACCUGAGCUUUAGUUUUUUCUUUAGUUUUGAAUGCACACUGUCUGCUAGUGUGGGCUUGUGUCUGUUUAUGAAAAACAUUAUUGUCUUGUUUAUAACACAACACAAUAGUUUUAUUUGUGUUUCUCUAUUUAGUGAAGUUAACAGACUGUAGAAUAUCUGAACACCUGCUCUUUUUAAGAAUUUACU
Megalops cyprinoides (Indo-Pacific tarpon) is the source of this 2935-nucleotide messenger RNA. It is a transcript of the gene shtn3, whose product is annotated as shootin 3. The record is from RefSeq and is a predicted model, not a curated record. NCBI's taxonomy places the organism in Eukaryota, Metazoa, Chordata, Actinopteri, Elopiformes, Megalopidae. The transcript has 17 exons. The coding region runs from base 563 to 2632 and encodes 689 amino acids.